AUGUCCAAACCUUCUUCUUCUUCUUCUUCCUUGCUGCUUUUCCUGAUUAUCAUCACAGUAACGUUGAGUUGUGUCGCCGGAGAAACGCUGGCUUCCGGGAGCUACAUAAGCGGCAACAGCGACGACAAGAACGAUGAUAAUGCGGCGUGCGACGAAAUCUACGUAGUUAAGGAAGGGGAAACGCUGCAGACCAUCAGCGACAAGUGCAACGACCCUUUCAUCCUUGAAGAGAAUACUCAGAUCAACGAUUUCGAUGAUGUUUUCCCAGGUCUUGUUAUCAAGAUUACUAGUUUAACGAAAUCUAGGAAGUUACUGAUGAAGUUAUUAUGA
Messenger RNA from Ipomoea nil (Japanese morning glory), 330 nucleotides. RefSeq lists its product as uncharacterized. Lineage: Eukaryota; Viridiplantae; Streptophyta; Magnoliopsida; Solanales; Convolvulaceae. The coding region runs from base 1 to 330 and encodes 109 amino acids. The transcript has a single exon. The record is from RefSeq and is a predicted model, not a curated record.